AAUUUACACGUUUGUUUUAUGUGUAAUUGGAGACUGCUUAUUUGGGUUUUUGUUGGUGCAUAUUGUUUUUCCUAGUGGCGAAGACAAAAAAUUAGCCAAGGAUAAACUUCGAUUACCGAAAUGUUUUUUAAGCAAACAAAUUUAUAUUGAAGUGACACAGAGUGAAUAUAAAGUGUUUGGAAAAAGUUUUAAUCCAUAAGUAUACCUGCCAAGUGAAUUCAGUGCAGCGAUCAUAGUGAAUUUCAUACGUUUUUUAAACAAAAAAAGUGCAGUCCACAUUUUUCGCAAACAAAAAAAGAAUACAAAAUUAAAUAUUCAAAGUUACAAAUUGAAAUCGGAGUUAAUUUUUUGCUCAAGUGUUUGUUAUUGAAACACAGUGAAAAAAUAAACAGACCCAAGGGAUUAAAACUAACAUUUGGAUAUACAAAAAUCUAUUUGGCGAAAGCUACGAAGGAUAGAAAGCUUCCACUUGAAAAUAAAAGCGCUUGUUAUAGUAUAUAGCAACAAAUUUUCAAAAAGAGGAAACAAUUAAAAAAGUCGUGUAUUGAGCUCUCCGCAACACAAAUCGCAAAUGUACGCGUGUCCGGUAAAACUAGACAAAUUUCCUUAAACUGUACUAUAAAAGUAAAAUCCUUGAGGAUUCUUGUAAAACAUUCUCAAUUUGAGAAUAUUGGAAAAUGUUGGAUCGUUGCGAAAUGCCGAUUCAAAUAGACAACGAUAAGUUGCGGCGCGUUAGCGCCGUUGUCGAUCGCGACAAUCGUCUCUCGAAUUCACGCAUCGAUUUGCCAAAUGUAUGCAAUGGGGGCGUGGGUGGUGGUGGUGGUGUCGGUGUCGGUAGUAUUGUUGGUGGUGGCAAUGGUACAAUGCGUGGCUCAUCGCGCUCCAGCCGUUGCCUAGAUGCACACAAUAAUCAUUUGAAUAGUCACAGCCAUAGCCAUCACAAUGGCCAUCAUCAGCGCAGCCCAAUUAGUGGCAACAACAACAAUAACAGUAACAGCAACACUAAUACAAAUAACAAAAAUCAACAACAACAACAACAACAACAAACAAUUAAUGCCAACAAACAAAACAACAGCAGCGGCAGCAACAGCAACAACAACAACAACAAUAACAAUAAUAUUGGUUCACCAGUAUCAUCGACAACGAUCUCAUCGCAUGGCAACAGCUCGACAAGCGGCGGUGAGCGGGGCUCAUCGACCAAAUCGAAUAGCAGCAGCGGCAGUGGCAGCAGUGACAAUAUGAAAUGCAUUACACCGAUGACGCCGGCAGAGCUCGUUAAGAAGUACCGCAACUAUUUGACUGAUGUGGAAUUUGAAGAACUAAAAGUUUACAAAGAGAUUUGGUAUUUCGGACAAAAUGCCAGCAAAAAUUACAAUAAGACCACAACGAACGGAACUGCCAAUGCGGGCUUCGAUGAUGAUAAUGGAAAUUAUAAAAUUAUUGAACACGAUCACAUUGCCUUCCGCUAUGAGAUACUCGAAGUAAUCGGUAAGGGUAGCUUCGGUCAAGUUAUACGCGCCAUGGAUCACAAAACCAAUACAUACGUGGCCAUUAAGAUUAUACGCAAUAAGAGGCGUUUCCUCAAUCAGGCUGUGGUAGAAUUGAAUAUUUUGGAUGAAUUGCGCGAAAAGGAUGCCGAUGGAUCUCACAAUGUCAUACAUAUGCUGGAUUAUACAUACUUCCGCAAGCAUUUAUGCAUUACAUUCGAGUUGUUGAGUCUCAAUCUCUAUGAAUUGAUCAAGAAGAAUAACUACAAUGGUUUCAGCAUGAGUUUGAUUCGACGUUUUUGUAACUCGAUCGUUAAAUGCUUGCGUCUGCUUUACAAAGAGAAUAUCAUACACUGUGAUCUCAAACCGGAAAAUAUUCUGCUUAAACAACGUGGCAGUAGUUCAAUAAAAGUCAUCGAUUUUGGCAGCUCUUGCUAUGUGAGUCGUAAAAUUUACACAUACAUACAAUCGAGAUUUUAUCGCUCACCAGAAGUGAUACUUGGACUGCAAUAUGGCACCGCCAUCGAUAUGUGGAGCUUAGGUUGCAUUCUCGCCGAGCUCUACACCGGCUUUCCGCUCUUCCCCGGCGAGAACGAAGUCGAGCAGUUGGCCUGCAUUAUGGAAGUGAUUGGCCUGCCACCGAAGGACCUCAUCGCCAACGCCACCCGACGCCGUUUGUUCUUCGAUUCACGUGGCGCACCACGUUGCACCACCAACUCCAAGGGUCGCAAGCGCUUGCCAGGCGGCAAGUCACUCUCACAGAUACUCUUCUGCCAAGAUCGUUAUUUCAUCAACUUCCUGCAACGCUGCCUUGAAUGGGAUCCAGCGGAGCGCAUGACACCCGAGGAGGCGGCACACCAUGAAUUCCUGCAGCUCUCCUCAUCCAAUCGUCACCGUAGCUGCCGCAUGUCCAACUCAUCAUCGACCGGCGGUCUCAACAACAGCUCUUCACAGAAAUCAUCCUGCUACAGUUUCACCGAAGUCUCGCCACCCACAAAUGCCACAAAUGCGAACACCGCCAAUAACGGUAGCGCUAGUGGCUGUGGCAAUGGUAACGGCAACGGCAACGGCAGCAGCAAUGGCGCCGUAGUCGCCUCCAUCACCAGCACUACAGCGGUCAGUAAUGCUGCCAUCACGACGACGACGAGCAAAGCUACCACCACCACACAAUCACGCGCCAACGGCGGGCUGGCGCAUCACGCACACCACGCCGCCUCCUCUGGUCAUCUGCCCGACAUCAAGCUCAGCGCCAGCGAUAAGUACAGCAGCAUGCAGAAGGUUGCCGUACGCUCGAAGAUCACCUCGUCUGUAUCCGAUUUGGAUGCGGUGCCGCAAUAUGCGUUGCAUCGCAGCAUUUACGGCACAAAUGGGCUAACGCAUAGCGGCACCGCAGCGCGCAAGCAUCUCAUUACAAGCGGCACCAUUGCCACAACAUCAAGCAAAUAUGGCUUGGGCUUAGGUGGUAGCGGCGGCGGUGGCAGUGGCGUGCAUAAUCACCUCAUGCAUCAGAGCACAACACUUGGAAAUGUGGCGCACCACGGCGGCGGCGCUGGUGGUGUUGGUGGAGGUAAUAGUAAUGGUCACAGCGGCGGUGGCGGCGGGGGCAGCAGUGCCAGCAACAAUAUGUCACACUCACAAUCGACGGGCGACGUGUCAGCGAUCUUCGGAAGGGCUUGACUUCGCGCGCGUCCCACCAAACUUGAGCUCAAAAAAUGCAAACUAGUCAAUAUGGUGGAUUUUUGGAGCUAGAAGUGGAAGUAAGUGGAGUGGCGCGGAGCGGCGGUGGCUGCGGCGGCAUCGUCGACGGCAAGGGAAGGAGGAGGCGUGUGGCGUAGAAUUUAGAAUUUCAUAUGAAAGUGAAAGCAUUGGGAAGCAGAGCAUCGAGCAAGCCCGGCCGUUCUACUGUCUUUGAAGGUUACUCAUACGCCCGGCUGUACCGCAGAGGUUCUUGACGAAUGUGGCGCCACACAGCAGGCGGCAUACAUUGUGCUGCAACAGCGGCAUUAUAUAGAUUAUAAUUUUAACUGAAUAUGAAUAAAACAUAUAUCGAUUGUGUGUUUAUUGUAAGAGAAGUCACUUUUUGACUACCAUGCAAAGGUGGAGAGAGCAAGAAGAAAGGUUGGAAAUUUGAAAAUCAUUUUUGAAAGAUGAAGUACAAAUACAUAAGUAAACAAAAAGGAAAAGAUUUAGAUAGCCACACCUUUUCAUAAAAGAACCUUUUCAUAAAAAAAUCAAAGUCAUGGGCUUAUAUUGUUUUAGUUCAAAAAAGAUUUCUUUAAACAAACUGUGCGAAAUUAUUUGAAAGCUGUGUGUUAAAAAAAAAAAAAAUAAUAGAAAAAAAUUAUCUCUCAUUUCUUUUUUUAAGAAAAAUCUAUUUUUCCAUAGAGCUGGAUUAGUUAAUUUCAAAAAUAUUUUUUCCAAAAAUUUCAAUACAAAAAUUUAUUCGACUUUUCGGAAAAAUUUAAAUUAUUUGCGGGACAACAAGUUUGUGUAUAUGCUUGUAAUUCUAACACUGCAGAGUAAAACAAUUCCAAUAAAAUUUAAAAUUUUUUUUUUUUUUUGGAAAAAUAUAACAAAUUAAAAAAUGGAAAUAAAAAUUUUGAAGCUUAAUUGAAGACGUAAAGAUGCCGAUCUUUUUAGUUAAUAUUUUUUUUUAAUUCUGAAACAUUCAAAAACGGGCUUAAUUAAUUAUAGAGAGUUUCAGGAGAAUUUGUGUUUAUAAUUUUUCAGAGACAAAAAUUGACUUAUAAGCGUUAAAAAAAAAAUUCGACUUGAUGGUUUAAAUGCACGAAUAAAAGUAGUAAGCUAAUUUUGUGGUAGUAAAAAUCAAGUGUUCCAAUUUUUUUUUAAUCUUGCAAAUUUGAAAAAAUUAGAAAGUAACAUCUUCUUACAGUAUGUGCUAUUCAACUAAAUACUUAUGCCCUUAUUCAUGAAAAAAAAAUAAAAUAGUUUAAAAAGCUUUAUAAAGUGAGAUUUUAACACAAACUUUCGUUUUUCUUAUUUUUUAUUUUCAAGAAAAAGUGCGAACCUUUUAUUGGAAAUAUAGAAAGUUAUUGAAAUGUCAAUGAGUUUGUUUUAAAGUUUGCAAAAACAAUUUUGAGUUUAUUUUUGAAAUAUGGCCAAAUUUAAAAAAAAAUUCCUUAAACAAUUUUGAAAUAAUGAUUAUUUGCUAAGAAAUUUUAAGAAACCUGAUAUGUCACCAUUUUUUUCUUGCUCUCUUCGCUCAACCUGCAUGACUUUACGCUCAUUUUCUUGUGAAAAACUUUGUGAGCGCACUUUAGACUAAAUUUCAGAAUUAUGUUUGUAUGUGUAUGAGUGCUUCUGAAGUAGUUUUACUUAUAUAAUUUAGUGUAAUUGUUGUAAGUUACAAACAAAAUAAACCAUGUAGCUAGUAAAUGAGUUUCAAUGGCAUAAAAAUAAAGAAAUGAAAUGAAGUACUGGAAAAAAAAUUUAAAUGAUUACAAUAUAAUUAUAGGCAUAAAAAAUAUUAAAAAAUAUUGAUUAAAAAAAGUAAGCAUAAGUAACAUUUUGUUGAACUAUUCAAAUUGUUACGAAAUAAUUUACUGAAAUACUUUAAAAUUUAAAUAUUCAAAAAUAUAUAAAGAAUGCAAAAGACUAUAUAUAGAUUUUUGCAUAUAUGUAUACAUAUAUAUGUAUGUCAAAAAUUUUUAAGAAUCAUACCUUCAAAAUUCAUUGAAAAAUUUGAAAUCAAUUUUCGCUCACAUUCUCGACAUACAAAUAAAAUCUUCCAUAUAUUUAGUUUUACUGCUUUUAGUAAAUUUUUACAUUAAACUGCCUUUGAUUCAAUGUAAAUAAAUGCAUACAUAUGUUUAUGUUGACACAUAAAUAUUAUAAAUAAUAAUAAAAAUAAAUAAGUAAUAAGUAAAAUUUCAUUGCCAUGCAUCACAAAAACAUUUCUUGAAGCAUAUCCUGUAAAAUAAUAACAUAUUAAAAAAAAAAAAAAAA
Molecule: messenger RNA, 5453 nt
Organism: Rhagoletis pomonella (apple maggot)
Lineage: Eukaryota; Metazoa; Arthropoda; Insecta; Diptera; Tephritidae
Gene: Dyrk2
Product: dual specificity tyrosine-phosphorylation-regulated kinase 2
Exons: 10
Coding region: 678-3164 (828 amino acids)
Biological process (GO): peptidyl-serine phosphorylation; peptidyl-threonine phosphorylation
Cellular component (GO): nucleus
Molecular function (GO): protein serine/threonine/tyrosine kinase activity; protein serine/threonine kinase activity; ATP binding
Source: RefSeq, a predicted model, not a curated record